This is a messenger RNA of Acaulospora morrowiae, 771 nucleotides long. The record is from the annotation of a GenBank genome assembly. NCBI's taxonomy places the organism in Eukaryota, Fungi, Glomeromycota, Glomeromycetes, Diversisporales, Acaulosporaceae.
AUGUACUCCUUACUCACCGAAACUCUUAUCGCCCCUCGUCCUCGUAAACAUCUUGGCGUGUUCUUCUUUCCUCGCGGCGAUAAUCAGUUUGCACAUAACGGUCUGACCUCCUCUGUUUCAACACCUCUUGAAAUGAAGACGCAUGUUAUGAAGAAUGGUUACUUUCAUCAAGACGUUUCGACGCACAAAAUUGACGAGUUCGGUUGGACCGAGUUCGAGAUGGAUUUUUCCGACUGGUUCAAUUACGAAGAUCGAAACGAUGUGUGCGCAGGCCUUAAAGUCGAAGAAGAUUUAAAGACGGAUUCCUACCACACGAUAUGUCAAACCCGCUGUAACAAUGAAAGUCAAAAUGUAAAUAACGAUGUUACUAUUACUUCAGAUUCAUCUUUGAGGAAGGAUCAUAUCGAAAAUGAGUACAUUGACCUAGUUCAAAAAAAAUGCUCAGAAAAACCACGUUCGCCGAGAUCAAAGAAAAACAAUGAUGGAAGAGUUGAGCGUCUGAAUAAUCUUGACAAUUCCGAUUGCCAAAAGAAUGAUAUCUUGUUCCCCUUGCAACGUGAGCUGACGGUUUCUCCCAUUUCACGCGCGCAAAAUCCCGUCCCUCAAAAUUCCUCAUUCUUGGAACGUAAGAAAUCGUUUUCCGAAACCUCUCAGCAUCACACUCCCAUCCUCGAUUCGGAUCCCUUGGUCAUUCGCAAGAAGAAUAAUAUGUCACCUUUCCUGUUUCCACUUGGAUUUGUUGGAACAAAGAGACACGUCAACAGCAUUUGA